Molecule: messenger RNA, 2139 nt
Organism: Racocetra fulgida
Lineage: Eukaryota; Fungi; Glomeromycota; Glomeromycetes; Diversisporales; Gigasporaceae
Source: the annotation of a GenBank genome assembly
AUGUCUGAAGAACAAAGGGAUGAUGCUGCAAAAAAGAUUGAGGAACUUGACAAAAAAAUUUCAGAGUUAUUGGAAGAGAAAACAAAAUUAUCAAGUACAGUAGAACGUUUGCAAGCUGAUUAUGGAAAAUUAAAAACUGACCAUUCGAAUGCAAAGGAAGAAGCUGCAAAACAAAUAAAUAGUCUUGAAGAAGAAGUUGGUCAACUUAGUGAACAAUUAUCACUUGCCCGUAAUCAGGGUGACGAAUUAAUUGCUGAAUAUGAAAGAGAAGGUAAGAAAUUGGAGCCUCGUCUUAAACAACUAGGUGAACAAAACAGAAAUUUGGAGAAGCAAACGAGACACUUGGAAAGUCAAAGGAAUGAAUUGCAAUCACGUAGAGAUUGUUUGACUUUAGAGAAGGAAAAACUUUUAUCACAACUUGAAGAUCUAACAAAGAGUAUAGAUCUUCUUGGCAAAACUGUAAAUUCUUCAAAAGAACGUUAUGAGGCUAAAAAUGCUGAGGUUUCAAAACAAAAUGCUGAGGUUUCAAAGCAAAAUUUAAUAAAAACUGUCGGAAACUCUACGGAUAAUGUAGAUAAUUUGAAGUUAGAGAUUGAUCAAUUACGAUCUGAGAAUGACAUGCUCAAGCUUGAAAAUUCAAAAUUAGUUAAAGACCUACAAACGUCCAACGACAAAAAUCAACGAUUAGAAAUUCAAUUAAGUGAAAUGGUCGACGUGGUACAGAAUGCUUCCGAUGAAUUAGACUCUAAAUCAGCUCAGAUAACGCAACUUCGUAAUGGUUCGUUAAACCUAGAUACUGAAGAAGAAAAAAGAUUAAUGCUUUUAGAAAAUGAAGUAGAAGAACAAUUCCAAACUUUAAAAAAUACCUUGGCUGCAUUGAAUACGACUGGAAACGCUAAUCAAAAUAAUACAAAUCAAGGUGAUCAACAAAAUAUUCAAUCACAACUUCAAGAAUUGUGUGGCCUUUUACAAACUGAAAUAAAUGUCAAUACAUCUCUUCGAGCUGCUCUUAAAGAAACAAAAGUUGCUUCAUUAAAUAAAGAGGAAAUGAUGAUGAAAAGAAUUGAAGAUUUAACCACUCAAUUAAACACCGUGUCAGAACACGUUCAAAUAUAUAAAAUUCGAGCAGAACAUGUUGAAGCAAAAUUACAACAAACUGAAAUAUCUCUUAAAAAAAAAAUUGAAAACGAAGAAAGCUUGCGAAAAGAAUGGAAUGUAAUGGUUGAAGAGCAUGCUAAAGACUUGGAUGCUCUGAAACAUAGGUGGGAUGAAGAGCGAACGAUAUUGAAAGCUUCUAGCACAAAAACUAAAGCGUAUCAAUUAGCAGAGUUGGGACUGAAUCACAAAGAGCUAGAAGAUUCAUGGAAACAAGAAAAGGAAACAUUAAAUAAAAAAUUACGCUUGCAAAAAGAUUCAUAUGAAAGAGAAAUAAGAUCUUUACAAAAGAAAGCGUUGGCCUUGGAAAAGGUUGCUUUGACGAAAGAAAAAACAGAAUUAUCACAACAAUUAGACAAUUUACAAAAGAAAGAAGUUACAUCCGAACGUGCAACUCAAAAAAUAAAAGAUUUACAAGGAGAACUUCAAACAGAAAGAGAGAAAACAUCCAAGUUAAACAAAGAGAAGAAUGUUGCUCUUAAGGAAAAAUCAGAGUUGCAGAGAAAAUUUCUAAUUUCUAAUGAGGCAAAAGAAUCCCUUGAAUCUGAUAUUCGUGAUGAGAAAGAACACAUUAAGGCGCUCGAAGUUGAAAUCCAAAACAUCACCGACCAAUUGCAAUCUGAACGGCGAGACCACCAAUCCAAAAAUGAACAAUUAUCAAGAUAUGAAGAUGAACUGCAAGCUGUUCAAGAGCAAUGUAAUAGAUUGCGGGACGAAAUGGAACAGUUGCAAGAUAAUUUUGCGGUUGAACGAAAUCAAUAUAAGCAGCAACUUCAAAGGAUGGAGACUUCAAAUAAACGACGUGGUGGUGGUUCAAUUGAAAAUGAAGAAAUCAAGGCGCAACACGCUGAAGAUUGCAAAAUGUUACUUCAUGAGGUCCGAUAUCUCAAAGCAAAGUGCUACCGGGAAUCUGCAUUUCGUGCCGACUUGUGCUAUCAGAAGAAAUUUUUAAUGGUACUCCUUGGUGGCAUGGAAUCAUGGUAA